AUGACAGCCUCAGUAUUAGCCUCUAAACUCUUGAUCGUGAUUGGCAUCACGGGCAGGCAGGGAUCUUCAGUCGCGAAUGCCUUCCUCGAGCUUCCCGACUGGCGUAUUCGUGGAGUCAGCCGCGAUACAUCUUCCCCCGCCGCCCAGUAUUGGAUUUCGAAAGGCGUCGAAAUUGUCAAAGGGGAUCUCAAUGACGUGAAUUCGCUUGAGAAUGCCUUCCGAGGUGCCACUGCGAUUUUUGGAGUUACCGACUUUUAUUCCCAAGCCGCUAACCCUGCCAGUAUCGCCGGGGCGCAGGAAGCCGGGAUCACCAUUAACGAAUAUGCUCGCAAUAUCGAGACCAACCUGGCCAUGAAUAUUGCCAUAGCUGCCAGCUCUCCUGCUGUUUCCGCCACACUCACGCAUUUCGUCUUCAGCAGCCUGAGCGAUACCAAGCGAUGGUCUCGCAGCAAGUACACUUGGAACUUCCACUUCGACGGAAAGGCAGACGCAGUCAAUCGUAUCAAAGCCGAGAUGCCUGACCUGGCGGCCAAAUUGAGCAUCGUCCAGGUGGGAGCAUACACAAGCAACUGGAAGUGGGGCCUGGGCCAGCCUCAGAGGCUGGCAGAUGGAUCAUUCGUCGUGCAAAUUCCGGAUGCGGGUGAAAUCAAGAUCCCCUGGAUUUUCGCGGAACGCGACACCGGUGUUUAUUUUUGGACUCUCUGGGCGGAUACACAAAAUGUCAAACUCGAUAUCCCAGAGUCCAGUGUAGAGGAACUCGUCAAAACCCUUCCGGACUUUCUCAAGAGACAGUUCCAAGAAUCAAUGAUGUAUGUUCUGGAAUUCGGCUACACUGGUGGCGACCCUGAUGUACAUUACACUCUACAGGAUUUGUCACCCGGAGCCAAGACGACUACUCUGAAGGAGUAUAUGGAAGUUGAGGACUGGCCGAGUCUUGUAUAG
Molecule: messenger RNA, 942 nt
Organism: Fusarium oxysporum Fo47
Lineage: Eukaryota; Fungi; Ascomycota; Sordariomycetes; Hypocreales; Nectriaceae
Exons: 2
Coding region: 1-942 (313 amino acids)
Source: RefSeq, a predicted model, not a curated record